AUGGACGAUAUCGCGCAAACCAAGCCUGGUACUGAGGCUGUUGAAGUUGUCAAGCCUGGACCUUUGCAACAGCUGCCGCUACCAGCAGAAUUGGCUUCCAGGGGAGAUGAGGAGAUUGAAAUGCUUGAAAAGGGAUUAGUUCGCAGACUGGAUAGCUGCUUGCUUCCCUCCGUGGUGAUUCUAUUCUUGAUGAACAUUCUCGAUCGAAACAACAUCGCCAAUGCGAAAAUUGCUGGACUCACUGACACACUCGGAAUCACGAAUACCGAGUACAACACUUGCCUGAUGAUAUUCUAUGUCGGAUACAUCUUGACCCAGGUCCCAUCCAAUCUUGUCAUCACGAAGGUCAAACCAUCGAUCUAUAUCGGAAUAGUCACCGCAGGAUGGGGAAUUGUAAGCAUGUGCCAGGCCUUUACGCGCACUUUUGCUGGGCUGUUCAUGUCGCGCUUCGUCCUUGGAAUGAUAGAAGGGCCUUUUCUGCCAGGCGUGUUCUUCCUUAUGUCUUGCUGGUAUAAGCGGGCCGAGCUGCCUCCGCGAAUUGCCCUUCUUUACGGAGCCAAUAUGCUGGCUAGUGCUUUUGGUGGACUGAUUGCUGCGGGUAUUGUAGCCCGUAUGGAAGGCAAGAUGGGGAGGCCUGCGUGGGAAUGGCUUUUCAUCAUCGAAGGAUCUAUGACGAUUGCAAUUGCAUUCAUUGUUAUUGCAUUCAUUCCAGACUAUCCAGGAACCACCAAGCGGUGGUGGAUGAGUCGUGAACACCAAUUGCUGGCCGACUGGCGCCUGCGCAAUGAAAAUGCUGGACUCGUUGAUGACGAUCCUGAGUCUCUCCUCUGGGGUGUCAAGCAGGCUCUCAUCGAUCCGAAGCUAUACAUGUUCAUCGUCCUGCAGAUGUCCCUUCUCACAGCCCAGUCCUUCAACAACUUCUUCCCUUCUAUCGUCGGUACACUGGGUUACAAUGAUACCAUCACACUGCUUCUCACAGCACCUCCAUAUGGCUUCGCCUUUUUCUGCUCACUGGCAAUCUCUUUCCACGCGGCCCACAAACAGGAGCGAGGCUUCCACAUCGCAAUCCCAUUGCUCUUCGCACUUCUCGGAAACUUGCUGGCAAUGUUUGUCCCAUCAACAGGUGGCCGCUACUUCAGCAUGUUCCUUAUGACAGCGGGUUCCUACUCACCCUACAAUCUUUGCGUCUCCUGGCUAAGCUCAACGCUCCCACGUCCCAAGGCAAAGCGCGCGAGUGCGCUGGCAAUUAUGAAUCUGAUGGGCGCUGGAGUUGCACACUUCUACACUUCUUACAUGUUUCCCGAUUCUCAGCAGCCGAGGUACUAUGCUGGUGGAGGCGUGAUGAGUGGUGCAUGUCUGGUGUGUGCACUUAUGGCGUUCGGUAUUAAGCGGCGCUUGAAACGACAGAAUGCCGAGAUUGAGAAGGCUGAGUUGGAGGAAGGCGUGCUUGCUGGUAGCUCUGCUAUUGCUGGGAAAACAAGAGUUGAUGGUAUGGUUUCGUUCCGAUACGUGCAUUGA
Penicillium argentinense is the source of this 1518-nucleotide messenger RNA. RefSeq lists its product as uncharacterized. Gene Ontology annotation, cellular component: membrane. Gene Ontology annotation, molecular function: transmembrane transporter activity. NCBI's taxonomy places the organism in Eukaryota, Fungi, Ascomycota, Eurotiomycetes, Eurotiales, Aspergillaceae. Gene Ontology annotation, biological process: transmembrane transport. The transcript has 6 exons. Bases 1 to 1518 code for a protein of 505 amino acids. The record is from RefSeq and is a predicted model, not a curated record.